This is a messenger RNA of Lodderomyces margitis, 1056 nucleotides long. It is a transcript of the gene HYM1, whose product is annotated as Hym1p. Gene Ontology annotation, biological process: intracellular signal transduction. Lineage: Eukaryota; Fungi; Ascomycota; Pichiomycetes; Serinales; Debaryomycetaceae. Gene Ontology annotation, molecular function: protein serine/threonine kinase activator activity. The transcript has a single exon. The record is from RefSeq and is a predicted model, not a curated record. The coding region runs from base 1 to 1056 and encodes 351 amino acids.
AUGGCGUUUUUAUUCAAACGAGAUCCCAAGAACCCUCAUGAGUUAGUGAGAGCUUUGAACGAACAACUAAUCAAGCUCGAUUACACCAACGAUCCAUCGAGUUAUAAAAAACACCAGGAUGAACUGGGGCGAUAUCUAAAACAAAUCAGAGCCAUUAUUUAUGGCGAUGACGAGAAUGAACCUCAACAAGACCAAAUCCAAAUACUAUUAACUGAGAUCCUACAAUCUAAUAACUUGUACUUGUCAACAUUCAAUUUGAGUAAGUUGGAUUUCGAUUCCCGAAAAGACGUGGUUGUCAUGUAUUCAAGUUUGUUGCGACGAAACUCAUUGAAUGGUAUUAAACAAUCAAGCACCACCUCAUUGUCCCCUCCACCUGUUGUGGAUUAUCUAGUUCUGGUGCAACCUAAAAUAUUGGACUACUUAUUGAGAAGCCCUGAACACCCUGACAUAGCGCUUGUUGCAGGCCAGAUAUUGAGGGAUUGCUUAAAGUUUGAAAAGAUUAACAAGUACAUCCUAUACAGCCCCAAUUUUUGGAAUUUGUUCAAAUAUGUCGAAAAUCCAACAUUUGAAAUUGCAUGUGAUGCUAUGAUGACCAUGAAUGACGUGUUGACUGUUCAUAAAAAGUUGGUUUCCGAGUUUUUGGCCAAUAACUACGAAUCAUUUAUGACAAGGAUGAACGGAUUGAUCAAAUCGAACAAUUAUGUCACGAAACGACAAAGCGUCAAGCUUCUCAACGAUCUAGUGUCUCAGAAAGCCAAUCUACAAUUUUUGCAUAAAUACUUUGCUGAUACUAAGAAUCUUAAGUACACAAUGUUGCUUUUAAGUGAAAAGCUGAAAAAUCUUCAGUUAGAAGGGUUCCAUCUCUUGAAGUUUUUUGUUGCCAAUCCGAAAAGGACUUCCAAAGUUAAUGAAACACUAAUAAAAAAUAAGUCUAAUUUUCUUGAAUUUUUCAAAACAUUUGACAUUGCUAGUUUUCAUGAUUCCAGUUUACUUGAGGAGAGAAAUUACAUCAUCAAGCAGAUUGAGGAAUUACCCGAUAAGAAUGCACUUAACUAA